AUGGGGAGCGCUGCCUCUACCGAUGUGAAGAAUGCCAUGGAGGGCAAGUCGACUGAAGAGAUCGUUGCUGCUCUGAAGGAGCUUCCCACAGAUCAACUCACCAAGAUCAAAUCCGCUUUGGAUGGCGGCUCCUCUGGUCCUUGCCCGGGACCAGUUGACUGCGGCAAGAUCUCCGUUGUGGCCAAGGACUACAAGGGCCUCAUGGAGCAGCCAAAGGAGCCCAAGUUCAAGGGCGCCUUGUGCCAGAUCUUCGUUCGGAGUCAGCCCUACGGAGGCUCGGACAAGAGCAACAAUGGUCAUCGGUACGACUCGGUGCCGUUUGCAAAUGGCAUGAUCACCUCUGGCAUGAGCUGUCAACUGAUUCACUACACGCACGAGGAGCAUGAGACUUUCUUCGAUGUGUGCAAGAAUUUCAACUUCAUUAUCGUGCGUUGCAAUCCAGGCCAGAUCAAGGCUGAUGGAGGCGACCAGCAGAAGUUUGAUGAUGGCAUGCGCGCCUUACGCAAGACCGGUAUCCAGGUCUGGCCUUCCCCGGAUGUCAUGGAGAAGAUGGGUGCCAAGGAUGCGCUGUGCAAGGUGGCCACGCUGAAUAUCGGCUUGGAAGACACCCUGGCGUACUACUCGCCCGAAGAAUUUGCGGCUGGCUUCAAGAAGACCAUGGCGUUUCAGCCGCGCGUGAUCAAGCAGAACCGCGGCUCCUCCGGUGAGGGCAUCUGGAUCAUCAAGUUGAAGGACGGCAACUACUGCAAGGAGUACGGCGAGCGCUGCUGCGAGGAUGGCGAGAAGCUGUCCUUGAUGGAGGCCAACGACAACCACGAGGAGGAGCAUACCGUGGCAGAGUUCGUCGAGUUCUGCGUAAGUGGCCGCAACGAUAAGUCCGGAGAAUGGACCUCCAAGGGCGUGGGCAAGUACUUGGAGGGCGGCAAAGACGCAGGUGGCCAGCUUGUGGAUCAGCGCUUCUGUCCACGUAUCGUGGAAGGUGAGCUGCGCUACAACCUGAUUGUGGAUUCCCUGGUGGGCAUUAUCCACAAGAAGCCCAAGGAGGGAGGAAUCUCUGCAGUGGGUGGAACCGGUUCCACCUACACCUACUAUGGUCCUGAGGAGAAGCUCUUCGAGAACCUGACCACGAACUUCCUGAAGAAGGACCUGCCGCACGUCAUGCCUGCGCUGGAUUUGGCCGAGGAGCCCGUGCCUCUGUGGUGGACCACUGACUUCAUCAACUCCUCCCCGGAAGGCACGAAGACCGAGGACGAGAAAUGGAUCGUGGGCGAGUUCAACUGCUCCUGCGUCGGCAUCUCCCGUUGCCUGGCUGCCUACUGCAAGGACGACACGCCCAACGCCUGCUUUCACGACAUCUCAGAGGAGGAUAAGGCGGAGGCCAAGAAGUAUGGGGACCUCAUGGGAGAAAAGGCCUUUGGCAUUCUCUCGAAGUGA
Molecule: messenger RNA, 1434 nt
Organism: Effrenium voratum
Lineage: Eukaryota; Dinophyceae; Suessiales; Symbiodiniaceae
Source: the annotation of a GenBank genome assembly